CGCGGACGAUCGUACACGUCCCCCCGCAAUCAUUUACCGCCAUGUCCUCCGUUCUGAAGGCCCAGAAGGCGAAUGCCGCAAAGGCAGACUCGAAGGGGAAGCGCAAGGCCGACGAUGCUAUGGAUGUGGACGAGGCUGCGCCGCCGAGGAAGAGGAACAAGCAGCGGGUAUUGAUGCUGUCUUCACGCGGUGUUACCCAUCGCAUGCGCCAUCUCAUGAAUGAUCUAGAGACUCUCUUGCCUCAUGUGAAGAAGGACUCGAAACUGGACUCGAAGCAACAGCUACAACUCCUCCCCGAACUCGCUGAUCUCAACAACUGCAACAAUACCCUCUACUUCGAGGCACGUAGACACGAGGACCUCUACAUGUGGGCCGCGAAGACGCCCAAUGGUCCCAGCAUCAAGAUGCAUGUCCAAAACAUUCACACCAUGGACGAGCUCAAGAUGACGGGAAACUGCCUCAAGGGUAGCCGCGGCCUCUUGAGCUUUGACAAGGGCUUUGACGAUACGGAAUGGGGGAGGUUGACGAAGGAGGUGUUCACUCACAUCUUCGGCGUCCCUCCAGGCGCACGGAAAGCGAAGCCAUUCAUUGACCAUAUCCUCACAUUCUCCCUUCUCGACAACAAAAUCUGGUUCCGUAAUUACCAGAUCCUUGAGAAGGACCCCUUGCAGCCGAACGGCCCGCCCCAAACCUCCCUCAUCGAAAUCGGCCCGCGGUUCGUGCUGACGCCGAUCCGUAUCUUCGAGGGUGCCUUCAGCGGAGCGACGGUCUUCUCUAAUCCAGAAUUCGUUUCCCCUGCAUCUGUGAGAGCGGCAAUCCGUAGAGAAAAGGGCGACAAGUACCGCAACCGCAAGGACGCGGAGGUAGAGCAGGCGCGCCGGAAGGAGUCGCACAAGCGCGGGGAAGACGAGCUGGCGGUUUCCAAGGUGUUUGCUUAGCUGUGUGUACUUUGUGUCGUACCUCGUACAUCUUCAUGCUUGGUUCCAUUGACUCGAAGCUCAUGUCAUUGAUCCCCCUGUCAACUGAGGCUUGUACAGAUGGAUGCUAUAUUGCGAUGUGGGCAUGAGAACUGUUCUUACUACAGUUCGGGACACUGCCAUCCACUCAAGCCGCGCCUAUUGGCUUCUGAACUGGCCAACGGUCCUCUGCUCCAAAGCUGAUAUCGGCUAGGAGUCCAUUGUUUUUGUCACCGUCGCCGAUAGUUGAAUGAGGAAACCCAGGGUCGAACUUUUUCGCGUUUUCGAUGAGCUUAAGCUGCUGUUCUGUGAGCGAGAUCUCCAGUGCGAUGAGGUAUUCGUUGAAGGCAUCGACGUCCA
This is a messenger RNA of Schizophyllum commune H4-8, 1316 nucleotides long. Its product is annotated as ribosome biogenesis protein BRX1. The coding region runs from base 42 to 938 and encodes 298 amino acids. The record is from RefSeq and is a predicted model, not a curated record. The transcript has 6 exons. Gene Ontology annotation, molecular function: rRNA binding. Gene Ontology annotation, cellular component: nucleolus. Gene Ontology annotation, biological process: ribosomal large subunit assembly; rRNA processing. Lineage: Eukaryota; Fungi; Basidiomycota; Agaricomycetes; Agaricales; Schizophyllaceae.